CAUUGGGCCCCGAGACGAUGUCUCAGUAGUUCUCUAGUCAUCAAGUUCUUGCAUUACUCUAAAACUAUCACUAUCAGUUAUAUAUUCGUGCCUGAUUAUAUAUUGGGAGAGAUCAAGUAGAAACUGCAAUUAAAAUCUCCUCUUCAUCGUCACGAUGAAGAGAGAAAUUCUUUGUCUCCUAAUUUGUCUCGGCAUUGCGAGUGCAUUGACGAGGAAACAACAAUCUGCGGAACAAAAUCGUCGAAGAGUGUCUACGCAAGUUUAUAAAAAACCAGAACCCGUUCGCGAUGAGGAGGAUGAUAAUAAUAAUGACGAUGAACUUACGGAUGAAUGUCCCGAGCCAAAUGGCUAUUUUCCAGACGCCGAACAAUGUGAUAAAUAUUACGAUUGUCGAGAUGGAAAAUACACUGAGAAACUAUGUCCCGAUGGUUUAGUAUUCAAUGAUUUUAGUCCCCAGCAGGAAAAAUGUGACUUGCCAUUUGGUAUUGAUUGCUCGAAGAGGCCAAAACUACAAACACCACAUCCAAGUCUCCACUGUCCUCGAAUGCACGGCUACUUUGCCCACGAGGACGUCAGGAAUUGCGACACAUUUUAUUAUUGUGUUGAGGGUAAAUUUAAUAUGAUCACGUGUCCCGACGGUUUGGUGUUCUCGGAGAAAACUGGAAUUUGCAAUUGGCCGGAUGAGGCGCAAAAAAAAGGUUGUGGCUCACGUGAACUUUUCAAUUUCACAUGUCCAAAAGUUGAUGAAUCUGUGGCAGCGACGCAUCCACGUUAUCCCGAUAGUGAGGACUGUCAAUAUUUUUAUGUUUGCGUGAAUGGGGAAAUUCCACGACGCAGUGGCUGUAAACUUGGACAGGCUUUUGAUGAGGCAACAGGGAAAUGUGAUUGGGCGAGAAAAAUUCCCGAAUGCAAAGACUGGUACAAAGGACAAUUGACUGAUGAACAAUUGGAUGCAUUGGAAAAUCCAAAACCAAAAACAAAGCCCACUGGUGGUCCCAGCAGAAGAAGAGGGGGAAAACCUAAGGCCUCUUAGAAAUUUAGUUUAUAAUUCUGUAUUAUUUUUAAGACAUUUUUUGUAUUUGUAAUAAAAAAAAAUUAUUCUACAAAAA
Messenger RNA from Leptopilina heterotoma, 1109 nucleotides. It is a transcript of the gene Cpap3-b, whose product is annotated as protein obstructor-E-like. The record is from RefSeq and is a predicted model, not a curated record. The coding region runs from base 155 to 1033 and encodes 292 amino acids. Lineage: Eukaryota; Metazoa; Arthropoda; Insecta; Hymenoptera; Figitidae. Gene Ontology annotation, molecular function: chitin binding. Gene Ontology annotation, cellular component: extracellular region. The transcript is spliced from 4 exons.